Messenger RNA from Cyphomyrmex costatus, 1275 nucleotides. Its product is annotated as myb-like protein X. Bases 1 to 1275 code for a protein of 424 amino acids. NCBI's taxonomy places the organism in Eukaryota, Metazoa, Arthropoda, Insecta, Hymenoptera, Formicidae. The record is from RefSeq and is a predicted model, not a curated record. The transcript has a single exon.
AUGAGUCAAAGUUCUCGAUUGAACGAGACGUACGCAGUUAAAUCCCAUGACCAGGUCAAUAAGACAAAAACCGUGAAUGAUCAUACGGAAAAAAUCCCGCGAGGAAAACAUAAAAACGUAAAGUUCGGUAAUUCGGGUAAAAUAAAAUAUUGUUCGUACUACAAUUAUAUCGACUCGAUGAUAUUUUACAAUAGUAAUUUCAAAGAUGAAAAUCUUUUGAGAGUUAUCGGUCUGAAAAAUAAUAACGAUAAGAUUAAAAAUAAUAACGAUAAAGUUAAGCGCGAUACAGGCAUUAGAAUAGCUGAAAUUCCGUUCGACAUAAACCGCGCGCGAGAGACAUACAAACCGCGAGUAAAUCCGGUAUCACCAUCGACAAGUCGCGAUAUGAGCGUGAAUUCCAGAAAAGAGAUACGUACUCACUUAGCUGUAAUUAAAGACCGAUUAGAUGCGAGCGAUAAGCGUAGCAUAAACGCGAUUAAACGAGAAAAUGACAAGGAUCGUAAAGAUACCGAGAAAAAUAAGCGUGAGAAAUUCGAUAGAAUGCGCGAAAAACGUAAGGAAUAUUUCAAGAUGCGCGAUAACGCCAGAAGACAAAUAAAACAGGCCAAAGAAAGGAAGAUUAAAAAUCAAAUUCCAUUGAACAAGAGACAACGAGUGAUCGCAGAUCCUAACUCCCAGCAGAAGAGCAGAAUUAUUUUCGCUUCGAAUAAAUUACGAGACGAUAGAAGAGAACUGUCGAUACGCCGAACGCGAAGAAGUUACACAUCUCAAGAGAAGAAUAGUUUCAACGAGACGAAGAAUUUCAAGAAACAAACAGGCCUGGAUAAACAUCUUUUUAAUUAUCGAGAUGACAAUUACAGAAAGAAUCUCAAAGCAAGAGCUAUUGAGAAACUGAAUAAAAUAUUAUCAGUUAAUAAGAAAUUUGGCAAAGUAAAAUCUAACAGGUUUCCAGAGCAAAAUGAAAAACAGAUUAAUAUGAUUAGAGGAAAACGAGACGAUAAUAACAAACGAGUAAUUCCAGUCCGGUACAACAAUUCAAGGCGGAAGACGAAAAAUACGGGUUCACAACAGGAUUGGCAAACUGUCGCUUACGACGAAAACAGAGCGAGCAGAUGUCAAGAAUUCCGAGUUAAAAAUAGAUUGAGGCCGAAUCAGAGAUAUUCGAUAGAACAAGGAUAUCACAUCAAAGGUAAUCAAGCUGUGUUGAUGCACAGGGAAACUUUCCAGGACGGAAGAAAUCCGGAGAGAGUAAUAUCGGACAAAUACGGAGUAUAG